Molecule: messenger RNA, 3132 nt
Organism: Melanotaenia boesemani (Boeseman's rainbowfish)
Lineage: Eukaryota; Metazoa; Chordata; Actinopteri; Atheriniformes; Melanotaeniidae
Product: histone-lysine N-methyltransferase SETDB1-A-like
Exons: 12
Coding region: 278-2758 (826 amino acids)
Biological process (GO): negative regulation of gene expression; heterochromatin organization
Cellular component (GO): nucleus
Molecular function (GO): histone H3K9 methyltransferase activity
Source: RefSeq, a predicted model, not a curated record
CUUUAGCGAAAGUCGAAUAAGUGUUCCUGUAGUAAACGGUUACUAUGAGCUGUAUGAGACAAAUGCCACAUAUAACUAACCUAAAUUAAGAUAAAGCCAAAUUAAUCUUAAAUCCAAACUCUGUGAUGUGCUGCCAAAUGCACUGCAGAGGAAGAAAGGUACGGGUGCUGGAAUAGGCCAAACUGAGGAAGUGAAGUCACCUAAGAUUGCCCAGUGAUCCUUACUAAUGAAGCUUUCAAUGCUUCACCUCAUUCACACAUAAUAGACACUUGUAAUAAUGGAGGAAGAUGAGAUGGAGAUGAGCAAAGAAGAGCUUAAGACUUGGAUCAGAGAUCAGGUAGAGAACACCAGGCUGACCUCCCCAGGCUUGCUUGAGAAAUACAAUUUGCUGCAUUCCCUGCUGAAAAGGAGAGAGAAACAGGCUUCCAACUUCCUGAAGCUCUGUCAGUCUGUGGCAGCAUGUGAGGAAAUAGUGAAAGAACUGUAUGCGUUUCUGGAAUGGGAGUACAAAGACUCAGAUUCUGAUGAUGAAUCCACAGGUAGUGGAUGCACAGUUCAGCUACAGUCCAAGCAGCACUUCCACAACUGUGCAACAUCUAACAGCUCAGAUUCCCAGUUAUCAAAGUCUAAAGCAAAAGAAAUAAAGAAAACAGGGCAUCCCAUUUUAAAUAGAAAAGCAGUGGUGGUCUUGACAAGACUUAGGAGAUCUCAGAUCAUCCGCGCUGUACGCCGACCCCGGCCUCAGUUUAAUUUCAGAGAAAAUGAAUCCUUAAGCGGUCCUGAGUCUGAUAUGCAAUGGCAACCAGGAGAUGAGCCAAGUGAUUCCGAUUCAUCUCUGUCAGAUUUUAAUACUGGGUCAAAGAAAAGAAGAAAAAUCCAACAAAAGAGCAAAACACGGGAGAGGAGUCCCCCAGCUUCCGGAGGAAGUGGAAAAUUUGCUGCUGUCAUUGAUGGAGCAAAGACACGAAGGCUCACAGCCAGGAAACGUAUCAGUACUCCAAUAAAAAAGACAUUAACGCCACACACAAGUUCAAAUACGGAUGUUAAUGGCAAAACUGCUGAAACAAUACCACAAGUCAGAACAAGAAAAACAACAACACCUGAGGCCAACACAAUUAAGACAAAAAAGCCUGAAGCCAACGCAGUGCAAACAAUAACAUGUGAAGCCAACGCAACAACUAAAACAUGUGAAGCUAACGCAACGAAAACUAAAACAUCUGAAGCCAACUCUACGAAAACUAAAACAUCUGAACCCAAUGCAACGAAAACUAAAACAUCUGAAGCUAACUCAAUGACGACUAAAACAUCUGAACCCAAUGCAACGAAAACUAAAACAUCUGGAGCCAACUCUACGAAAACUAAAACAUCUGAACCCAAUGCAACGAAAACUAAAACAUCUGAACCCAAUGCAACGAAAACUAAAACAUCUGAACCCAAUGCAACGAAAACUAAAACAUCUGAAGCUAACGCAAUGACGACUAAAACAUCUGAACCCAAUGCAACGAAAACUAAAACAUCUGAACCCAAUGCAACGAAAACUAAAACAUCUGAACCCAAUGCAACGAAAACUAAAACAUCUGAACCCAAUGCAACGAAAACUAAAACAUCUGAACCCAAUGCAACGAAAACUAAAACAUCUGAACCCAAUGCAACGAAAACUAAAACAUCUGGAGCCAACUCUACGAAAACUAAAACAUCUGAACCCAAUGCAACGAAAACUAAAACAUCUGAACCCAAUGCAACUAAAACAUCUGAAUCCAACGCAAUGAAAACUAAAACAUCUGAACCCAAUGCAACGAAAACUAAAACAUCUGGAGCCAACUCUACGAAAACUAAAACAUCUGAAUCCAACGCAACGAAAACUAAAACAUCUGGAGCCAACGCACCGAAAACUAAAACAUCUGAAGCCAACGCAACAACUAAAACAUGUGAAGCCAAUACAAAAGCCAGUGCUGAGAGGAAGGAAGCGACGACCUCAACGCCAUCUGCAGAAACCACAGUAAACCCCCUGAACCAAGGGGCCACUCUGUGUAUCAGGACUGCUCCGAUCAUGCCACCAGGAGAGGUCACCAUGAACAUGAAAGUCCUGGCGAGAAAGAAGGAGUUGAGCUGGCAACUAGGGACAAUUAAAGAAAUAAUUACAAAGGAUGAUGGUAGAUUGAAGUACAAAGUCAUUUUUGAGAAAGGGAAGAGCCUUGUGUCCGGUCACCACAUUGCCUUUGAAUACUCGCCAACGGCGGAGCAGCUAUUUAUUGGUGCUCGUGUUGUCGUCAAGUAUACAGCUGAGAAGCCAGAGUUCAUGCCUGGUAUCAUGGCAGAGCUUCCCAACAGGAAAAACCGCAUGAGAUUCCUAGUCUUCAUCGACAAUCACACCCCAGUUUAUGUUGGUUUACCUUUACUUCGCCUGGUGUGCAAACCCUUGGCAGACCCUUUAAACGACAUUACUGAACAAACUCACCAGAGUUACAUGAGAGAGUAUUUGAAACACUGGCCUCACCCACCCCAAACCCAGUACAGGGUUGGCCAGCCUGUGAAGGUAGAGCAUAAUGGUACUCUGCAAAGGUGUGAAGUUGUCUCAAUCGACUGCAGUUUGAUGGAAGUUUCUUUUAAAAGUGAUCAGCAUAAAGAGUGGCUCUAUCGAGGCUCCAUACGGUUGUAUCACAUGUCUGAUUUGAGGCAAAAGAUGGUGUCAAACAAGGAUGAUGAGAUGAAUUCUAAACCUACCUCACUCAAGGGAUCAUCAAAAGCGACACCUUGAAGGGACUGUGAACACAGGAUACUUUUAUUGGUUGCCUACUGCUACAUCUAUUGAGGAUUUAUAUUGUUAUGAUUUCUUUUAAAUAUGUUAAUGUAAUCCUUUUUUUCUAUCCAGACCAGAGCAUGUGGCAAAGACACAUCCCUGUUUUUGUAAGUUUCAGAAGAGUUAACCAAAAAAAAAUAAAAUAAAAUAUGUAUCCAGCAGCCAUCUUUUGCAUCUGCAGGUGGUAAUCAGUUGGUUCAGUUGGUUCCUGAGUGAUGCAGAUGUUUCUAGAGAAGAAAAAUGCUUGCAUAUUGAAGCAGCAUGAACGUGUUUGUUGCACUGUGUUUUAUCUAGAUUGCACUUCUAACUGCAGCGUUGUUCAAUAAAAGGGU